Fopius arisanus is the source of this 1876-nucleotide messenger RNA. RefSeq lists its product as uncharacterized. The record is from RefSeq and is a predicted model, not a curated record. Gene Ontology annotation, biological process: sensory perception of smell; detection of chemical stimulus involved in sensory perception of smell. Gene Ontology annotation, cellular component: plasma membrane. The transcript is spliced from 8 exons. Gene Ontology annotation, molecular function: odorant binding; olfactory receptor activity. The coding region runs from base 420 to 1727 and encodes 435 amino acids. Lineage: Eukaryota; Metazoa; Arthropoda; Insecta; Hymenoptera; Braconidae.
GAAAUAAAAUUCUCUCGUUUUUUAUCAAUUGAGUUCAAAAUUUCUGAUCAAUUUUUUUAAACAUUAGACUUCAGAAUGAGCUGGGCGUGGGGGUAUGGGUCGAUAUAUGCACAAUAUCCUACGCAGAGUUGGACAAUUACGUGGAUUGCAGAGUACAAUAUUCGAAGUGUUGUAAGUCACGCGUACCAAUAAAAAACGAAUACCGGUGCAAAAGAAUAACUGAAACUUGUAAAUAAAUAAUAUAAUACACUUGUAAUUACAUAACAUAAUGAAGGUUAUUGAAAAAUUCGGAUAAUAAAUCGCCAAAAAUCUUUAAAAAAAUCUGAUAAUAACGAUCAAGUGAAAGUAUUGCGUUGUGUAGAGAUAAUACCUCAAUUGAACUGACAAGUUCUUAUUGGAAUGAUUACUCCUUCCGAGAUAUGCACGGCUACUGGAAAAUGUUAAACCUUUUCCAAAUUUAUGUCUCCAAGAAAUGGACAGAUCUGCGAGGAAAGUGUCCCGAAGAGGAUCGUCGAUCAAAAAUAAAUUUCAACAGAAUGUUCAUCGUGUCAAAUAUUCUUCUGCGAAAAGCGGCAGUAUCGGACCUUUACGAAGUUUUUCUAGAUACACACGAAAAAACAUACCAAAGUGCAAUUAUUUUCCUGACAAUUUCGGCAAUUAGUUUUUUCUGCUUACUAGGUCUGAUUAAUAAUUUCAUUCAUGAAUGGGAUCGUGAUAUGUAUAAGGCACUAGAAUCAAUGCCAAUGAUUUUAUCUGCAGUUCUUGCGUGGGUCGAAGGAGUAGUAUUGUGUGUAUCAUCGAAGAAAAUAAAAGGAUUACUGAAAAAAAUACAAAUUUUAUGGACCAGAGAAUUGAAGGACGACAUCGAUGAUAACAUUUUCGUCACUGCUGAAAGGAGUAUUUUCUUCACUGCAUUUUAUGCUAUUUUAAUCUUUGUCAUUGGGGGUCUCUAUCUCGUAGUGCCGCUUGUACGACUGGUCGGUACAUUCUGCACCACUGAUGAUGAUGUGUACACUUUUGAUUUCGAAAGGAGACUCUUGCCAAUACGAUAUCCAUUCAGGGUCGAUAAUAUAUUAAUGUACAUCACGUGCACAGCCUUUGAAGUUAUCAGUGUCUUCUUCCUUAUCAUUCAAUAUACCAGUGGUGACAUUCUUUUUUUCCAAUCGACUACAAUUCUAUCUUUACUAUUACAGGUUACAGGUAAAAAAUUCGCAGAGGUGACAGAAUGGGAUGAUGACAACAAAUUCAAUAGACCGUUACUUAAAAAAUUGAAUGAUAUCGGAAAACAACACAGCGAAUUACUCAAGUCUUGUCGAAUGAUUGAAGAAGUCUUCAAUCCAGUGAUACUCUUAAUGAUAAUAUGCUCCAGUGCGAAUCUGUGUGCUUGUGUUAUUGCCUUCGAAUCGAAAUUGUCAACCUUUGAAUUGGCUGACGCUGUUAUAUUGGUAAUUCACUUUAUCGCAAUGAUUUUGCAACCGCUAAUUUACUGCAACUCUGCUGAGAAUAUUUCUCACUGGACGCAAAAUAUAUAUCACACGAUCUACACUUGUCAGUGGCCAGAUCAGAAGAAAAAAUUCAAACAUAUUGUUUUCUUCAUAAUGAUGAGAUCACGACACAAUUAUAAAUUCAAAGCAUAUGGGCUCUGCGACGUGAAUCGACAUCUGUUUUAUCGGCUGGUGCGUACAGCCUACAAUAUCUUCGUUUUAUUAAGGAAAACAAAUACUUGACGAAAAAUCCUCAAGCUGCCCAUUAUGACCCCAACAAUUCUACAAUUUCUAUGACCGUCGAGAUAUUCAUCCGCGAUCUUUCCAGUUUCCAUUGUCAUCAUUUAUUUUGCAUAUUUAUUUUUUGAUGUAAAAAAAGAUAUGUGAAAGUA